UGAGUUUGGUUUGGAGCAAAACAGGGAGUUCUGACAUUUCCGGGACUGAAUCCAGACAAGAGGAAGAAGAAGCAGAGGGAGAAGGAAAAGAGAAAAUAAGAUUGGGAGGAAUAAAGGGAGGAGAGAAGCAGAGGCAUAGAAAAAAAAAAAGUCCUUUUUUCAACAUCACAUUCCUGUGUUUUCCCUGAGCCUGGAAAACAUAUUAAUCCCAGCGCUUUUACUCCCGGAAACAAAGAGACUAAGCCAGACUGUGGGGGAAAGGGUGAUAAGAAGGCUCCUGGAACUCCAAAGAGGGAAGAGGGAGAUUCAGAGCUCUCUCGGAUUCCACUGUCAGGGACGUCCUGUGUCGGCGGACCAGCUCGCCCAGGCACACAAGACCACGGAGAAACUGCGGACAAAUGGAGACACAAAGACUUAAAAGGACAGCGCCUUUCGCCUCAUCCUACUUGUCCAGAAGGUAAAAGCCACAGCCAGAGGGAACAGGACUGAGCUCAGCUGUCAGCCCCAGAGAGGCUGUGGAUCCGUGGUGCUUCUUGGAAAGCUGGAGCUGCGGGGGCGCAGCACAAGCCUGGUGUCUUGGCCACCCUCGGAGAGCGGAGAGAGGCUUGGGAGAAAUCGUGUAUCCAGGAAACUGUCCUGGGGACCAAACUUCAGAUUUCUUUGGAAACUCUCCGCAUUCCAUCUCUAUGAGCCACCAUUGGAUUACACAAUGACGUGGAGAAUGGGACCCCGUUUCACCAUGCUGCUGGCAAUGUGGCUAGUGUGUGGGUCAGAACCCCACCCCCGCGCUACACACAGAGGGAGCCAUGGAGGGCGGAAGGGGCCUUUGGUGUCCCCGGUUAACGGCAGCAGGCCAGGACGGUUUCUGAGGCACACAGGGAGGUCUCAUGGAACUGAGAGAGCCACCCUGGGAGAACCAAACCUACGGCCUCUCCAAAGCAGGAGGAGCGUGCCGGUGUUGAGACUAGCUAGCCCCCCAGCGCUGCCAGCCCCCCUGGACGCCCACGGGACCCCUGAGAGACCUCAGCUGAGACCUGCGGCCAGGAGCUCUCCUCGCGAGAUGGUGCGGGAUGAGGGGUCCUCCUCUCGGUCAAGGAUGCUGCGCUUCCCCUCUGGGUCCAGCUCGCCCAACAUCCUGGCCAGCUUUGCGGGGAAGAGCCGGGUGUGGGUUAUCUCAGCGCCGCACGCCUCGGAAGGCUACUACCGCCUCAUGAUGAGCCUGCUGAAAGCCGACGUGUACUGCGAACUGGCCGAAAGGCACAUCCAGCAGAUCGUGCUGUUCCACCAGGCCGGCGAGGAAGGGGGCAAGGUGCGCAGGAUCACCAGCGAGGGCCGGGUCCUGGAGCAGCCCCUGGAACCCAGCCUUAUCCCCAAGCUGAUGAGCUUCCUGAAGCUGGAGAAAGGCAAGUUUGGCAUGGUGCUGCUGAAGAAGACGCUGCAGGUGGAGGAGCGCUACCCUUACCCGGUCCGGCUGGAGGCCAUGUACGAGGUCAUCGACCAGGGCCCCAUGCGCCGGAUAGAGAAAAUCAGGCAGAAGGGCUUUGUCCAGAAAUGCAAGGCAUCUGGUGUAGAGGGCCAGGUGGUGGAGGAGGGGAACGAGGGUGGUGGGGGAGCAGGAAGGGCAAGCCUGGGCGGGGAGAAGAGGAAGGAGGACCCCAGGAGAGCACACGUCCCUCCAACCAGAGACACGCGGAUCAAGGUGCUGCGGAAACCUGCCACCGCCACCGCCACGGCGCCUCUGGCACCUGCCCCCACCCCCAGGGCUACCACCCUAGCCCCGGCUCCAGCCACAACAGCCACUCGGGUCACGUCCCGGGCAGUAACUGUAGCAGCGAGACCGACCACCACCACCCCCUUCCCCACCACUCAGAGGCCCUGGACCUCCCGGGCGCACACCUCCUCAGUCUCCCACAGGACCCCUGCUACAGCCGAGGCGACCACAGCCAGGGGGCCCCCAGUCUCAGACAAUCUCUACCCUCCAGCCAGGAAAGAGCAGCAGAGGGAGAGGCCGCAGAGCCCCAGGAGGCCCAGCAAAGCCACCAGCUUUGAGAGCCUCACGGCCGCCCCUCCCACCGCCAUCUCGGAGCCCAGCUCCAGGGCUGCUAGCCCAGGCCGUUUCCGGGACAACCACACGGACAGGCGGGAGCAUGGCCACCAGGACCCAAAUGUGGUGCCAGGGCCCCACAAGCCAGCCAAGGGAAAACCUCCCAAAAAGAAGGCGCAGGACAAAAUUCUCAGCAAUGAGUACGAGGACAAGUCCGCCCUCAGCCGGCCCACAGCCUCUCAGCUAGAGGAGGAGCUGCAGGGGGGCAAGAUCCCUUCCCCAAAUGCAAAGGAGUCUAAAAAGCACGAAAAGCUUGAGAAACCCGAGAAGGAAAAGAAAAAAAAGGUGAAGAAUGAGAAGCCAGACAAGCUCCUCAAGAGUGAAAAGUCCGUGAAGAAAGCUGAGAAAAAGAGCAAACAGAAAGAGAAGUCCAAGAAGAAGAAGGUGGGCAAGGCAGAGCAGGGGGGUUACCCCAAGCCCAGCACCAAGCAGCCCCCGCAGAGCCCCAGGAAGUCUGCAGCCGACCUGCUGGGGUCCUUCGAAGGCAAACGAAGGCUUCUGCUGAUCACUGCUCCCAAGGCUGAAAACAACAUGUAUGUGCAACAGCGUGACGAAUACUUGGAAAGUUUCUGCAAGAUGGCCACCAGAAAAAUCUCAGUGAUCACUAUCUUCGGCCCCGUCAGCAACAGCACCAUGAAAAUCGACCACUUCCAGCUAGAUAAUGAAAACCCUAUGCGAGUGGUGGAUGAUGAGGACUUGGUGGACCAGCAUCUCAUCGGCGAUCUGAGGAAAGAGUAUGGAAUGACCUAUAACGACUUCUUCAUGGUGUUGACAGAUGUGGAUCUGAGAGUCAAGCAAUACUAUGAGGUGCCAAUAGCAAUGAAGUCUGUGUUUGAUCUGAUUGAUACUUUCCAAUCCCGAAUCAAAGAUAUGGAAAAGCAGAAGAAGGAAGGCAUUGUUUGCAAGGAUGACAAGAAGCAGUCCCUGGAGAACUUCCUAUCCAGGUUCCGAUGGAGGAGACGGUUGCUAGUGAUCUCUGCUCCUAAUGAUGAAGACUGGGCCUAUUCACAGCAGCUCUCUGCCCUCAGUGGUCAGGCAUGCAAUUUUGGUCUCCGCCACAUAACCAUUCUGAAGCUUUUGGGUGUUGGAGAGGAAGUUGGGGGAGUUUUAGAACUGUUUCCAAUAAAUGGGAGCUCGGUUGUUGAGAGGGAAGAUGUGCCAGCCCAUUUGGUGAAAGACAUACGUAACUAUUUUCAAGUGAGCCCUGAGUAUUUCUCCAUGCUUCUGGUUGGAAAAGACGGAAAUGUCAAAUCCUGGUAUCCUUCCCCAAUGUGGUCCAUGGUGAUUGUGUACGAUUUAAUUGAUUCGAUGCAACUUCGGAGACAAGAAAUGGCCAUUCAGCAGUCACUGGGGAUGCGCUGCCCGGAAGAUGAGUAUGCAGGCUAUGGUUACCAUAGCUACCACCAAGGAUACCAAGAUGGCUACCAGGAUGACUACCGCCACCAUGAGAGUUACCACCAUGGAUACCCGUAUUGAACAGAAAUAUGUAACCUUAGCUCUGGCCAGUUUCCCCUGCAGCUGCACACACCACAUGUGGCCAGCUACACCAAGGAGUUCUUCCACACUGCCUACAUUCUCUGCCUGUUCCUUUCAGUGUUCUUCCAAGAUUAAAUAAAUAGCAAACUUUCACCUA
This is a messenger RNA of Oryctolagus cuniculus (rabbit), 3737 nucleotides long. RefSeq names its product coiled-coil domain containing 80 (gene CCDC80). Lineage: Eukaryota; Metazoa; Chordata; Mammalia; Lagomorpha; Leporidae. Gene Ontology annotation, biological process: positive regulation of cell-substrate adhesion; extracellular matrix organization. Gene Ontology annotation, cellular component: basement membrane. The record is from RefSeq and is a predicted model, not a curated record.